UACAACACAAAAGCUUACAUUUCAUACUCUUUUUGUGCUAGACACAGGGCCCCUGAAAAUGCACUGCAGGGACUGUGCCCUGGUCACCAGCUCAGGGCAUCUACUACGCAGUCAGCAAGGCCCCCAGAUUGACCAGACAGAGUGUGUCAUCCGUAUGAACGACGCCCCCACACGUGGCUACGGGCGUGAUGUGGGCAAUCGCACCAGCCUGAGGGUCAUUGCACAUUCCAGCAUCCAGAGGAUCCUCCGCAACCGCCAUGACCUUCUCAAUGUGAGCCAGGGAACCGUAUUCAUCUUCUGGGGCCCCAGCAGCUACAUGCGGCGGGACGGCAAGGGCCAGGUCUACAACAACCUGCAGCUCCUGAGCCAGGUGCUGCCACGGCUGAAGGCCUACAUGAUCACGCGCCACAAGAUGCUGCAGUUUGAUGAGCUCUUCAAGCAGGAGACUGGCAAAGACAGGAAGAUCUCCAACACUUGGCUCAGCACUGGCUGGUUCACAAUGACGAUCGCUCUAGAGCUCUGUGACAGAAUCAACGUUUAUGGCAUGGUGCCACCAGACUUCUGCAGGGACUCCAAUCACCCUUCAGUACCUUAUCAUUAUUAUGAACCUUUAGGACCUGAUGAAUGUACAAUGUACCUCUCCCAUGAGCGAGGACGGAAGGGCAGUCAUCACCGCUUUAUCACAGAGAAACGAGUCUUUAAGAACUGGGCACGGACAUUCAAUAUUCACUUUUUUCAACCAGACUGGAAACCAGAAUCACUUGCUAUAAAUCAUCCUGAGAAUAAACCUGUGUUCUGAGGAGUGAGCUUGCCAAACUGUGAUCCUGGGUACCAACCAUACCAGACACAGGGGUGCUGAACUUCCUGAGCCCUCAGACAGAAAUGAAGAGUAGAACCAGUGGCAAAAAGCUGCUUCACUCAUUAACAAGUACCAUGGACAGACGCCUAUCCAACAUGGCUGCAAGGCAGUAUCGUUAGUUUGUAAAGAAAAAUGCCAGAAUGAAUACAUUCUAAUGAGCAUUGUCCCUUCAAAGGUGUGACCUUAGGAGCUGAACACUCAUUUCAGUGAUGCUGCCAUGACUAACAACAUGUGGAUUUCUCAAGAUUGCCUUCGAAACACUAUUAGUUGCAUUUCUUUAUAGAAACGCUAUGUUGAAAGACAUUUUUCUAUCAAACUGUAUCCUAACCUGAUCUAUAUCUUCUGUCAUCUGUUGGGCUCUGUAUGUGUGAUUUGUAAAACGCAGCCUGUAAGUAUGGACAUGAUUUCUGAAGAGCACAUCUUCACUGACUUUCAUAAAGCAAAUGUCUAAUAUUUAUUUAUUGAGAGUUUUUUAGUGCAUUCUAGGCCAGUAUUUUUAUAAAUUAUAAUUAUGUGGUAAUGUAUCUUUCCUAACUCUUUAAUCCUGAGUGAUGGUUAGAAAUGGCCUAGAACUGGGUUGAUGAGUUACUGUGUUCACAACGCUCACUGUUAGCAUGCAAUCAGUAUUUGACUUGGAAAUGUUGUGUUACAUUUCUUGAAUCCCUAGGCUUUAGGAAAAGUGCUGUUGCAUAGCAAGAAUAGCUAUAACAUUUUAUAAUGUGCAGAAAUGCUCAAAAAGGACAAAAUUGAAAACCAAAAACUAUGUUAUUAAAAAAAUGCUAAUAAGAGAAACUUAGAGGUAGUUUUCUUUCAUCAUAAUUGAUAUGAGUAACUUUUCUAAAGUCCUCGUUUCCUCUUCUGCUGAAUGAAGUCACUUUACCACUUGACUUCUUAGGUUUUACUCCAAAUCUAAAAAGUCUGUGAGUUUCUUGUUGACCCCUUUUAAAAACAAAGUUUCCCAACAAUAGAAGGAAUCUUAGUUUGGGGAGCCUUUUAUAUCCUCAUACUAUUUAUCUCCCUCUUGUGGUUAAAAACGUACCUCCUCCUGGGUCACCGUUGGCUAAAAAUCUACCCUCUGCUUCUCUGGAGCAACAUACACACACACACACACACAAACACUUCUGGAUUUUUCCUCACUAUAAGAGCAAGGAAUUGCCCUUCUGUGAAAAGGUAAGAAUACAAGGAGAUUCUCUGUCAUACAAUUCAUUUGUCCUACAAACUUUCAGACUUGCUCACUGCAAAUAUUAGACUAUAUUCACUAGCAUUCCCUGGUCUGAAGGAGUAUGAAGGACUUACUAUAUUCAAAAUCAAUUAGUAUUAAUAGUAUAGAUGUUCAUUUAAAUAAUUAAUAUUAUUCAAAAUAGUUUUUUAAAAUACUGUUGCUUUUUUUACCCAUUACUUAGGAGGCAUUGUUUCUCUAAUGCCAAACGAAGGCACCAGCAAAUAUUAUGUAUGGACACUGACAUUAGCUUUACAAAAUAUGACCUGGCUUAUUACCACUUUCUUUUCCCUUUUCUUAAUUAGUAAUAAGAUUCCAUUUCAUUACACUACCUAGGACUAUUAAUUAUAUGGAGUACUGCUGUUGAAAUGAAAACAGUUCAUAUAGCAAAAAUAAGUUGGUAUUAUAGUGGUGUGGUGUAAGCUGUUAAAAGCCAGUAAAAUGAAAAUGGCUGUCCAGAACAUACUCAUGACUUUUAAAGAAACGAAUCAUUUUAUUCCAGGGCAAUACUUCCGUAGCGUGGACUCCAAACACACAAUAUUUAAGAACAUAUGAAUUUUUAUACAAUUUAUUUAUAAGCUACCUUUACAAUCACUUGAAGAAAUUAUGUUGCUCGGAUGUAGGUGUUCCUUUGACAAGUUCUAUAAUUAUGGGAAUUUGGAAAGUGUAGAUGGGACAUGCAAGGAUGUAAGUACAGUAGCUAAGUUAAUAUCAAUAGUAUCUCACAUGUCUAUGUACCUUUAGGUUUUAAGUUUUUUAUUCUACAGAAGACCAUUAUGAUAACGCCAAUCUUCCCCUCUCAAAUACUCAAAAGAGUGAAAAGCAAUCAAAUUCUGAAAUUCCUGGUGCCCCUGGAAAAUGUUUUAAAUCUAUAUGCAGCUAGGGUAUGUGAGUUCAUAUUCUGGGGGGAAAAAUGUGGUGUAAAUAAGUGUAAGAAAUUAUUACUUGGAUAGUGAUUUUAUUACAGCAUCAAAGAAAAUGACUAGAAUUCUGAUAAAUUGUUCUGAUGGACCUGGAUGUGGGCAAUUGAAUUUUUGUCUUGCCACUAUCAUUUCAUGACUGUCAUCUUAACAUCAUUCGACAUCAUUAAACAUAAACUCUGAUAUAAAAGUUGACUAUAAGAGCAUGUUUACAGACCUCAGUAAUUUCAGUAUCCAAUUGUGUUUGGAGCUUCAGUCACACGUUAUGUUCCAUACCUUUUUCUUCCCUCCCCGGCUGUGUUAUCAGCUUCCUCCUAGCCUUUAAGACUCCAAGAAUACAAUACCACAGCUGGCCGAUCCAUGGCUUAUGUUAUUUCAAUACGAGAACAUUUGGCAGAGGCCAUUACAAUAGAUAGCCAUUAUGGGCAAAGAUACAGGAAUUCACAAACAAAAUCAAUCACUUCAAAUGGCCCAUAAAAAGAAGAAUCUCACAUUUAAUAUUCUACAGUAAAUAUUCACCCAAGAAAGCGUACAUUAAAAGAACAUUAGGAGGUAAAUAUUCAGUGUACUGUGGGGGGACUUAGCUGUGUGAUUUCCAUUACCGUUAAUGGGUGUUUGGCAACUAAGUCCCUGUGCUUCACUAACCCUGGUACAUACUCCUAAGGGCUAGACAUAAAAGCAGAGCAAUGUAGGGACUUCCAUGGUCCUAAUAUUUCAGAGUUAGGUCUUUUCUUCAAAAAAUAAAUGAAAGUAAAACACAAAGUACCGUAUAUAGAAGAGAAAUGUGUGCAGUCUCCGGGAAUCUUUAGGUUACUACCAGAAUUGCGUACCAAAUUCCAAACAGCUCUCAACAGAGAACACCUUUGUUUUCUAAAGUUCUCUCCAUGGAUGAUCUAUUUGAAUUACUUUAGAAUUGAGGAAAAUAAUCUUAUUUUGUAACCACAAAACUCCCCUCAAAAAUUAAAGUUACUGAUUUAGAAGCCAAAUGAAUGGUAAGUUCAAGUGGAAGAAAAGGUUGAGAUUUCAUUAGAAUUAAGACAAUGCUAUUUUAAAUGCUGUACCUAUUUAAUACUUGCCCAAAUAUUGGCGCUUGUGUAAAGUGACCUCACUUUAAAUAUAAGCUUGGGAUCGGAUUCCACUGGAGCGAUGAAUCAAAUUGUUAAAUAGACCUAUUCUGCGAGAAGAAUCCAUGUUCUUAGUCUCUCUGCAGUGUUAGGAGGUGAUGUCAUCCUCUACAAAUUUCAUUCCUGACCCAAUCAUUUCUUUCUUCCUCAUUGCUUCUCUCCUGAACUUUAUUCUGUUUUCUGUCAUUCUCACCUGAUUGUCUUUUUUUGUCUUCUUUGCUCUUAAACCAGCAGUCUUUGGGGCAGUAAGGUCUUCCUUGUACUUUUCUUUUUAACUAUAGACCUGUCCAGGGAACAGAUUUGGGAUAGGUGCUGAAAGAGUAAUGACCUUAGUAGGUGGGAGGAGUACAUCUAGCUACAGGACAAGGUACUUCACAAAUACCGUCCUGUGUGCCUGGGGCCAUGGGGUAACAUAAAGGGAGUUCCAAGAGGCAGAUUUUUCAGUGCUAAAACUAGGACAGCCCCCUCAGAGACUCUAACACUCUAACAGAAGGUCACCUCAAAGAGAACUGUUAGAAGUCCAGAGUGGGGGUGGGGAGAGCAAACCCAUUGCCUAGGUUGUAGCACGUGCCAGAAGAUAUUUUUUACUGGAAAGCAGUGAGAAAGUGUCUACAAGACUUUAAAAUGAACUGGAGUCAUCCCUCUGUUCUAGCUUAUUCACCCCCCACCUACUCAGGUAUUGAAACGCAAAUGCAAAAAAGACUGAAUCCUGUUGGUUUCUAUUCAGUGCCCUAAUAUUAUAUAUGCUACCUUGGACUGUCCUUUGUCUUUUUAUGUAUGUGUCCUGUUAGUCUAAUUAGAUUGUAAGCUCCUUGAGGGCAGGGACUGUUUCCCCUUUGUCUCUGUAGCCCCUACCUAGUACAGUGCCUUGCUCACAAUAGGCGCUCAAUAAAUGUCUGUUGUU
Messenger RNA from Tupaia belangeri chinensis (Chinese tree shrew), 5026 nucleotides. RefSeq names its product alpha-N-acetylgalactosaminide alpha-2,6-sialyltransferase 5. NCBI's taxonomy places the organism in Eukaryota, Metazoa, Chordata, Mammalia, Scandentia, Tupaiidae. Bases 59 to 799 code for a protein of 246 amino acids. The record is from RefSeq and is a predicted model, not a curated record. The transcript has 4 exons. Gene Ontology annotation, molecular function: alpha-N-acetylgalactosaminide alpha-2,6-sialyltransferase activity. Gene Ontology annotation, biological process: ganglioside biosynthetic process; oligosaccharide metabolic process.